Ceratitis capitata (Mediterranean fruit fly) is the source of this 994-nucleotide messenger RNA. Its product is annotated as trypsin 3A1. Gene Ontology annotation, molecular function: serine-type endopeptidase activity. Gene Ontology annotation, biological process: proteolysis. The record is from RefSeq and is a predicted model, not a curated record. NCBI's taxonomy places the organism in Eukaryota, Metazoa, Arthropoda, Insecta, Diptera, Tephritidae. Bases 142 to 957 code for a protein of 271 amino acids. The transcript has a single exon.
UAAGAUAACUUCCGCCGCAGUCACAAGUUCACACGAUAUCCGCGAGUGUACCACAGAGUGGCAAGAGCCCUACAGAAACUCGCGGUGUCUCGUAACGACGUUGGAAAUCAAUAAAAACGACAUUUGAGUAAAAGCUCAGCAAUGCUUAAGCUACAGCAUCUAUUUUGCAUAGCAAUCGCUAUAAACGCGCACUCAUGGACUCAAGCGGCUAGCACCUUCCUGGGCGCGUCCUCCAGUCGCAUUGUGGGCGGCACUUCGGCGCGUGACAUCAACAUACCGUACAUCGUCUCGUUGCGCACUUUCAACUUCCACAUUUGUGGUGGCUCCAUAAUUAACGAACUUACUGUGCUCACCGCCGCGCAUUGUUUGGUGGCCACCGAUGCUCGCGACUUGCAGGUGCACGCUGGCACGAAGUCGCGUUCCUCGCAUGAAGGUGUCUUGGUAAGCGUUGCAGCUAUACACUACGACCGCCGCUUCGUUAUGGACACCAUGGAUUAUGAUAUUGGUUUGGUGCGUUUAGCUACGCCACUCAAAUUCACCAGAAAGAUACAACCCAUCGCUUUGCCGGCAGUCGGCGAAUCGGUAUUGGAUACUGACGUGGCUUUGGUGGCCGGUUGGGGCUACAAGACACCUUAUGGACCUGGUUCUUACGUUUUACAAUACGCGCGUGUGCCAAUUAUUAACCAAGCCGAGUGCAAUAAGCAGUUGGAAGGUUCAGUUACUGAUCGCAUGAUCUGUGCUGGUUAUGCUGAGGGCGGCAUAGACGCAUGCCAAAUGGACUCUGGCGGUCCGCUGGUGGUUGAUGAGAAACUAGUCGGCAUUGUAUCGUGGGGUGUGGGCUGUGCGCGCCCUAAUAGACCGGGAGUCUACACGCGCGUUGCCGAGUUGAUACCGUGGGUGCAAACCACACUGGCUGAGCAGUAUCAAGAUACCAUUCCAAGCGAUAGGAAAAAAUAAGAUAAGAGAAUCGGCUGUGUUAUUGGCAAUGAAAAAA